GGCUACGCUACACCAAAAGAAAGAAGAAGAACCAAAACAAGAUUUUACCAAGCUAAAUCAUAAACAAAUCAAAAGCAUUUAAGUAUGACAGACUUUGGAGGAGAUUCCGGUGGCCGGUUGAAGGGCGUGACCAUAGUAAAGCCCAUUGUCUAUGGUAACAUAGCGCGAUCCUUCGGUAAGAAGCGCGAGGAGGAUGGACACACGCAUCAGUGGAAGGUCUACUUGAAGCCCUACUUCAACGAGGACAUGUCAAUUUAUGUGAAGAAGGUGCACUUCAAGCUGCACGAAAGCUACGCCAACCCGAACCGGAUCGUGGUGAAGCCACCCUACGAGAUCACGGAGACGGGCUGGGGGGAAUUCGAGGUGGUAAUCAAAAUCUACUUCAACGAUCAGUCGGAGCGCCCGGUUACGUGCUACCACAUCCUGAAGCUCUUUCAGUCGCCCGUCGUCGACGGCGAGCUCACCUCCAGCACCACCAUGGACACCAAGAAGGGUCUGGUCUCGGAGUCAUACGAGGAGAUCGUCUUCCAGGAGCCCACCCAGAUCAUGCAGCAUUAUCUCUUGCUCUCGGAACAGAGCGCCAACGGACUCUUGUCCCACGACACUGACUUUGAAGAAAAGAAGACCAAAACGCUGGACAACAUUGUCAAUGUGAAACAGAAGGUCAAAGGGGAGAUCGUAACACUUAAGGACAAACUGAAGCUGGCACGGGAGACCAUUUCCAAAUUCAAGGCAGAAUUGGCCAAGGUGCAAAAGCAACCUGCGUAAUAUAUGUAUGUCCAUCAUUUAGGCAGUCAGUUUCAUUUAUGUGUAAUGGUUUUAAGUUUCUAUGUGUAAGUUAUUAAAAUGAGGAAAUCAAAAUUUUCUGGUUACUUCAAUCGCAA
This is a messenger RNA of Drosophila elegans, 884 nucleotides long. It is a transcript of the gene Gas41, whose product is annotated as YEATS domain-containing protein 4. Gene Ontology annotation, biological process: regulation of DNA-templated transcription. The record is from RefSeq and is a predicted model, not a curated record. NCBI's taxonomy places the organism in Eukaryota, Metazoa, Arthropoda, Insecta, Diptera, Drosophilidae. Bases 85 to 768 code for a protein of 227 amino acids. The transcript has 2 exons.